This is a messenger RNA of Brassica napus (rape), 4416 nucleotides long. Its product is annotated as agamous-like MADS-box protein AGL103. Gene Ontology annotation, molecular function: DNA-binding transcription factor activity, RNA polymerase II-specific; protein dimerization activity; cis-regulatory region sequence-specific DNA binding. Gene Ontology annotation, biological process: positive regulation of transcription by RNA polymerase II. The record is from RefSeq and is a predicted model, not a curated record. NCBI's taxonomy places the organism in Eukaryota, Viridiplantae, Streptophyta, Magnoliopsida, Brassicales, Brassicaceae.
GUGGUAAAGAUGAAAAGUGGUAUCAUGAAAAUGGUAAACAUGAAAUUUUCCGUAAUUUCUAAGAAUAUAUUCAUAUGAAUAACUUGUGCAACACUAAAUAUUAUUAACUUUAUGAUUUUAAAAACAGAUUAUGAUCUAUAAAAUAUUGCAAAUUUUUGAUUAAGUUACCUAUUGAUAUAUAUAUAUGUAGAUAUGAAUUUCAAGAUUAUAAACUGAAAUAAUCCAAAGUAUAUGGAAAAUUUUAAAGUUUAAGAAGAUAUCAUAUCUACAAUACAUAUCAACUUACAUAUUUUCUACAUGAAUUUUGCAAGGAUUACUGUUUGACCUUCUAAAUUAUUUGGCAUACACUAUUAUUUCCUUUUUAAGAAAAUUUAAAAUACAAAAAGUAACCAAAACACAAAUAAAAAGGUAGCCGAAUCCCAAAAAUCUUUUUUUUUAACUGUAUAUAAUCUCUAUUAUUAUUAACAUUAGAAAAAUUAAUAACCCUUAAACUAAGUCCACUAAUUGUUAAUAAAUUUACCAACCAUAUCAAAUAUAUAAAAAUUUAAAAUAUAAAUCAAAUUAAUAAAAUAUUUUUAAAGCUUUUAAUAUAUAAUAAAUUAUUAUGUUUAAAAAAUUGUGUUAGUUUUACAAUAAAAACCCAAUAAUGAUAAAUAAAAUUAAUUGGGUUUAUAAUCUUAUCAUUCUUUAGACUAUGAUAUAUAUAAGAUAGAGGAAAUUCAAUUUCAUUUUAAAAUCGACAAUUCAUAUCAUUAUUACACUUUCAUUAGUGAAAGUGUUUUCUAUAUUUUAAAAUACAAAUACUAAUUAAAUAGACAUAUCAUCUUUAAAUUUUUUUUUAACAUAUUACAGAAAAAUUAAAUAAGCCACACACUUUUGACUGAGAAGAUAUACUAUAACAAAGGUUAUAGACAUCUAAACGCAAAUGUUAAAAUUCUAAUAAAAAAUUGUUGUUACUAUAAAACCGAAAUAAUUAAUCAUGCGCUUUUAAAGCGCGGAUCAAAACCUAGUUAUUUUUUCUUUUUGUAGUUUAGCAACAUGAUUAAAAUUAAACACAUGUCUUAUUUACGUCCCACUUUAUGCGAUUAUUUAUUUAAAUUAUUCAUUCGAAAGUUAAUUAAUCAGUACUAUUAAAAGAGAAUGAGUUUAAAUAAAUCUACUUAUAAAAUGUUGUUUGGACCUUUUCAUUAACUAAUAAUAUUUUGGUCUUACUUUGAUUUUGAUUUGGACAAACAAUAUGUUACCUUAAAUUUCUAUAACAAUCAUUUAGUCAAAGCUUUUAUUUAUUGGACCUAUAUUUUUUUGUAAACGAAAAAGAUUAUACCAUAUAUAUACGACCACAUAAAUUUGGUUCACCAAAAUAUAAUAUCACAUACACUUUAUUAUACUCUUCUCUAAAUAUAUCUCAUUAACUUAAUAAUUAAGAUAAGUUUAAAAAUUAUAUAUUAUGUUAAUUUUAUUUUAUUGAUAUAUAACAAUUUAGUAUUUAAGAUAAGUUUAAAAUUAUCAAAACCCCAACAAAUCUUUUUUUUACCGCUCAACAAAAAACCUACAAAUCUAUACUAUUAAAUUAGCCAAAAACCUCUCAAAUAAAUCUUAAGUUUCACCAACGGAACAAAUGUAACUUUUAUAAAAUGCACAAAAAUAUAGUGAAAGGUUAGAUUUGGGCAUUCGGGUCUUCCGGUCAAAUAUAAAUCGGUUUCUUUCAGGUCCAAGUUUUUUGGGUCUUGGACAUUUAUAUCCAACUAGGUAUUUGAAUUUUUUUUGUUUUUGGUUCAGAUUGGUUCUUUUUAGUUCCAGGUCAGUUUGAGUCAAUAAUUCAAGUAUCUGUAAAAUUUACUAUGUAAUUUGGCUACGUAAUGAGUCUAGCUCGGUUCGAGUAUUUAGGACAAAAAUAUCUAAAUAAUCCGAAAAGCCAAAAAAAAAUCAAAACACGAAAAUACCCAAAAUCAAACAAAUACGAGAAAUAACUAAAUAUCUAAAAGACCAAAAUCUUACCCGAGAACCAAAAAUAUCCAAUAUUUUAAAUAUAUUUUUAAAAUUUGAAAUUUUACCCAAAACCUUAAACUGUAACAGAAACCGUGAAUCCAAAAUUUACAAUAAUUUUUUAUUCUCAGAACAUAUAUGAAUUACUCAAAUAUACACAAUAUGAACAAAACAUUCUAGGUACUUUGGAUACCCAGAGUCCAACAGAGACCUGCAUGUCCAAAAAAAUCUAAUAGGUAUUUUUUCCCAAUCCCGAACCUCAACCUGUAUUUCGUAUUGGUUUGGAUCGUUUAUCAAAUUUAGGUAAAAUUUUCAUACUUAAGAAAGAGUUACAUAAGAGUGUAUAUAAAAAAUAUUGAAUAAACUUAUUAGUUAAUAAUUUUAAACAAAUUUAUGUAUUCGAUACGACUUUAUAACAUAAUAAUACACAAUAUACUCAAAAUACUAUUUCAUAUCCAACUUCGUAUAUAACCCACGAAAGCGCGGGUAUAUUGACAAUGUUAGUAAAAUUCAAAGUAUUUAUACCGAAAUAUAGAUUGUAGACUGACUUACUUAAUGAAGAACAUAAACUAAACGAUCACAUCACAUGUACAUCCCAUUUUAAUGCUAUUAUUUAUUAAAAAGAAUAAUUCUAAAGCUAAUUUAAAAUAAUAAUAGCGUCAGUAAAAUUCAAAGUAGUUAUACAUACAAUAUAGAUUAUACAUGUAUAGUUAGAUAAAAUAAAUUAAGCAUAACAUCAUACUCAAGUUCUCAACGUAGGCGGUUGUUGUGUACUUGUGUAGCAUGUAUACAUUACACACACGAUCUGUAUGUGUAAGGAUUUUCCUAAUUAUUAAGCCAAAAGAAAAACAUUUUCCAUAUCGAGGUUAAAUAAAAGGAAAAUCAGAUCAAGAAAAGGGAAUCGAAUCUAACAGAUAUCAUUUAGGAUCUUCGACAUUGAUAACCAAAAAUGGAAAAUAACUAAUGUAUCUUCUCUAUAUAUAUUAAGAAAAUAUGUAAACAAUAAUCACAACUCUUCAUUCAAUUCACAAUCACAUGCGCAAAACAUAACGAUGUCUUCAUCUUUGUCGAAAACCACUAAAGUUUCCCAAUUUCGACCAACCCUUUUUCAGAAAGCUUCUUCUUUGAAAGCCCAAGCAAGCUUAGCUAAAAGACAAGUGACUGUCUUCAAGAAAGCUGAGGAGCUUUCAAUUCUCUGCGGGGUCGAAGUCUGCGUCAUCUGCUACGGAUCAGACGGGGAGCUUAGAACAUGGCCUAAGGACAGAGAGAAGGUCAAAGACAUGGCUCUAAGGUACAGCCAGUUAAGCGAGGUGAAGCGACGCAUAAAACAAUGGGAUCUUGACAAGUUUCUCGAGGAGGUCAACAAGGAUCCCAAAAAGAAGAACAAGAAGAAGAAAGUGAAACUUGAAUCCAGUUACAAGUAUUCAGAUUGGGAUCCCAUGUUUGAUAAUUGCUCUGUUGAGCAACUCACGGAGCUGAUUCAAUCCUUGGAACGCAAGCAAACCAUAAUGCAAGAUAGGCUUCGAGCUGUUGUUGAAUCUCAGAGACAGAGGAGUAUGCGUUACUUGAACAUGUCUAAUCAAGAACCGACGCAGAUGAAUCAUCUUCAACAGCAACUCCCUAACCAAGCUCAAUCUCUGGCUCCCCUUCCAAAUUCACUGACGGUGUACCAGUAUCCAAACAUGGAUGAUAUGUACUCGAGUUUUCUUGGGGGACAAGAAACUGGAAGGAAUGAGUUUCUAAGCACGAACAUGAUACCCUACAACAGCUUCAACAGCAACUGUGUUAAUAUGUUUCAAAACCAGUUUAACCAGAACUGUUCCAAGGUCGAAGAUUACUCUGGCUUUCCUCAAGGAACUGGGAUCAACAACAUGAACGUGGAAGAUUAUUCCGGGGCACUUUGGGCGCAAGGAACUAACGGGUUGCAGAACAUGGACAUGUACGGCUACAACAACAACAGUAACACCAAUGGUUUCUCACAUCAGCUUGUUCAGUUUCCGGCGCAAAGAGCAGCACCGGCCUGUCAAUAUGUGGAUGGGUCAACACAGAAUAUCAGACCUCAGUUCCAGUAUUCUUCAUUUGUUGGUUGAUGAUGCAAUUAUCAGUUUUAAAACAUUGAUUAGUCUUAAAAAAAAAAAAAAAAACAUUGAUUAGUCUGUGUCCUUUUCAAUUAUGUCGCUAUGUGCCAAUGUGCCUUUGUGUCUAUUACUAUUAUCUCCACGAGUGUCUCUUCUCCUCUGCUUUUGCUAUUCUGAGCAUUCUCUUAUGAUAAAAUAAUAUUAAUGUUUCCUUAAGAAAAACCCUUUUAUGGAAGCCUUUUUUGUGACUAUCUAGAAUUCAAAGAUCGGAAGAAACUCAAUAUAAAAAACACACUUCUUUUUGUUUUGAUCAAAAAAAAAAAAAAAAAAAAACACACUUCUUUACUGCGAA